Cordyceps fumosorosea ARSEF 2679 is the source of this 1287-nucleotide messenger RNA. RefSeq names its product Peptidase M20D/carboxypeptidase Ss1. Gene Ontology annotation, molecular function: hydrolase activity. The coding region runs from base 1 to 1287 and encodes 428 amino acids. The record is from RefSeq and is a predicted model, not a curated record. NCBI's taxonomy places the organism in Eukaryota, Fungi, Ascomycota, Sordariomycetes, Hypocreales, Cordycipitaceae. The transcript has a single exon.
AUGGACAAGUGGCGAUCCAUCUUCCUGGAUUCCUUCCCCUCACUGGACGAAUAUACCUUGAUGUACAAAGACCUGCAUCAGCACCCUGAGCUCCCUUGCCAGGAAUCGCGCACCGCCGCCGCCGCCGCCCGCCACCUCGAGUCCCUCGGGCACCAGGUGCAGCGAAACGUGGGCGGCCACGGGGUCGUCGGCGUCCUCCGCAACGGUCCCGGCGCGACGGUGCUGCUGCGCGCCGAGCUGGACGCCAUCCCGCUCGCUGAGGACACCGGCCUCCCGUACGCCAGCACCGCAGCGCAGGUCGACGCCGACGGCACGACCAAGCCGGUCAUGCACGGCUGCGGACACGACCUGCACAUGGCCUGCCUCCUGGGCGCCGCGGACCUGCUGCGGCGGGUGCGCGACGCCUGGUCCGGCACGCUGGUGUGCGUCUUCCAGCCCAACGAGGAGCGGCUGCUCGGCGCGCGGGCCAUGGUCGACGACGGCCUGUUCGACAAGAUUCCGAUGCCGGACGUGGCGCUCGCCCAGCACGCGCUACCGAAGAGGGCCGGAACCGUGGGGGCUCGGCCGGGUCGCGUGCAGGGCAUCCUCGACUCCCUGGCCGUCCGCGUGCACGGCAGGGGAACGCACUCGUCGUCCCCGCAGCUGGGCAUCGACCCCAUCUUGAUAGCAAGCCGCAUCGUGUCGCGCCUGCAGACGGACGUCACGGCAGAGGUCGGGUCUGCGGCGCCGUGCGUCGUCACCUGCGGUUACUUGCACGCCGGGACAGACGCCAGCAUCAUUCCCGACUUUGCCGAUUUUACGAUUGACGUUCGCUCGCUGGACCAAGCCGUGCAGGACACUGCGGUCGAGACAGUCCACCGCAUCAUUCAGGCUGAGUGCCAGGCCGCAGGCUCGCCCAAGGCGCCGCGCAUCACCACUUCUGCCCACUGCCCGCCCAUCGACAACGACGCGGCGGCCACGGCCAGGUUCGUCAGCGCUCUGCAGGGAUUUUACAAGGAUGACGAGGACGGCCCGGGAAAGGUCGUGGAGAUGGAACGCGACAUCACCGCUGAUGACUUUGCCCUGCUGGCAAGCCCACCUGGCGAGAAGCCGAUCCCGUACGUGUACUGGAAGUUUGGCGUGACCCCGCGAGACGUGUACGAUGAGGCCGCGAGGAACGGGACCCUUGAGGAUCUGCCCUUGAACCACAACCCAAAGUUUGCGGUGGAGAUUGAGCCGUCUCUUCGAGUGGGAAUCGAAAGCUUGGCGAUUGCUUCGGUGGCGUUCUUCGAGUCUGGGAGCAGCUGA